Mus pahari (shrew mouse) is the source of this 3110-nucleotide messenger RNA. RefSeq names its product sec1 family domain containing 2 (gene Scfd2). The transcript is spliced from 9 exons. The coding region runs from base 126 to 2180 and encodes 684 amino acids. The record is from RefSeq and is a predicted model, not a curated record. Gene Ontology annotation, biological process: intracellular protein transport; vesicle-mediated transport. NCBI's taxonomy places the organism in Eukaryota, Metazoa, Chordata, Mammalia, Rodentia, Muridae.
CGGCCCACGUGUACUGUGUUGACUGUCAAAGUCUGCAGGUACUCAGUACCCGGAAGCCCUCGGUUCUGACCGCAGUUCCCGCCCGUCCGCCGGUGAGACCCCUGGCCAGCCGGCGACACCGGAUCAUGAGCGCCGCGGGCAUACUGGCCUUUGCCCAGCAAGGCUGGGAGCAGGUGCUGGCCAAAGUGAAGUGGUCGGUGGUCUACCUGGACGCCGCCUGCGCCGAGAGCCUGCACUGGAGCUGCGGAUCCAGCCGGCUUCUGGAGGCGGUGAAGGGUCCUGCGUGUCACCUGCGGGAAUUCGAACCCCAGGCCAUCGGCGGGGGAGCCAAGCAACCCCGGGCGGUGUUCGUUUUGAGCAGCCCGCUGAAAGGCCGGAUCGUAGACACUCUACAAGCCAUCAUUCGCCGCAGUCACUUUCAGCACUGUGUGGUGGUCACAGCGGUGAGCCACGCAGUCCACCUCACUGCGAACCACGUCCCGGCCGCUGCAGCGGCCGAGCUGGAGGGGCAGCAGCCGGUGUUCGAACAGCUGGAGGAGAAGCUCUGUGAGUGGAUGGGCAACGUGAACUACACGGCCGAGGUGCUCCACGUCCCGUUGUUUCUCGCCCCUGCUGCCUCCCACCUUGCUUUUACUCCAGCCUUCGCUACCCUCUUCCCACUGCUACCUCAGGAUGUCCACGUUCUUAACAGUGCCAGACCCGAAAAGAGGAGGCUGAGCAGCUUGGGGGAGGUGGAUGCCACUAACCUAACCCCAGAGCUGCUGCUGUACAUCAGAUGCCUCGUGUCAGGCCUCAGUUCUCUGUGUGAACAUCUAGGGGUACGAGAGGAGUGUUUCGCCGUGGGUCACCUCAGUCGGGUCAUCGCUACAGAUCUGGCAAAUUAUGCCCCCGCCAAGAACAGGAAAAAGACUGCUACAGGCAGGGCUUCCGUGGUCUUUGUGGAUAGAACUCUGGAUCUCACAGGGGCGGUUGGACACCAUGGAGACAACUUAGUAGAGAAGAUCAUUUCAGUGCUUCCACAACUUCCAGGCCACACCAAUGACGUGAUGGUCAACAUGGCAGAGCUCACUGCUGUCCAGGCUGUGGAGGAAAACCAGAAUGUGAUUGCACCAGGCUGCCUUGCCCCAUCCAAUGAUGCCUCAGCCAAGGCCCUGUGGGAAGCCUUACUGAACUCCAAGCACAAAGAGGCAGUGAUGGAAGUUCGGAGACAUCUAGUGGAAGCAGCCAGCAGAGAGAACCUGCCCAUCAAGAUGAGCAUGGGAAGAGUCACUCCAGGGCAGCUCAUGUCCUAUAUUCAACUCUUCAAGAACAACCUCAGAGCUCUUACAAAUCAUUGUGGGCUUCUACAGCUUGGGAUGGCCACAGUUCAAACUCUGAAGCACCCACAGACUGCCAAGUGGGAUAACUUCCUGGCAUUUGAGAGGCUCCUUCUACAGAGCCUCGGGGAUUCAACCAUGGCUGGUGUGCUAACUCAGCUGCUGCCGAUGAUUAAGUCCUCAAGCCAGAGAACCGGGGAGGACCUCAACCUUGAGGAACUGCUGAUCCUGCUCAUAUACAUUUACUCUGUCCCUGGAGAUGUCACGCUGGACAGAGACCUGGGAGAAGUGGAAGAAAAGGUGAAGAAAGCAUUGGCCUGUGUCCUCUCUGAGGAGUCUGAGCUGUCCCCUUUGCUGCAGAAGAUCACAGGCUGUGACUCUGCAAGUGACCUGACGUUGCCAAAAUCCCAAAUUGCUGUGAAUGAUGUCUUCAUGGCUCUCCGGGAGAUCGCUGGAGCUAGGAAUCUCAUGAAACAGUUUAAGUCUGUGUAUGUCCCUGGAAAUAAUACCCAUCAGGCAUCCUAUAAGCCGCUGUUGAAGCAGGUUGUGGAGGAAAUAUUUAAUCCUGAGAAGCCAGAUCCUGUUGACAUUGAACAUAUUUCCUCAGGCCUCACCGAUCUCCUUAAAACUGGAUUCAGCAUGUUCAUGAAGGUGAGCCGGCCCCAUCCCAGUGACCAUCCCCUCUUGAUCCUCUUUGUGGUCGGUGGCGUCACAGUCGCUGAAGCCAAGAUGGUCAAAGACCUUGUAGCAUCUCUGAAGCCAGGAACCCAGGUGAUGGUGCUGUCCACAAGACUCCUGAAGCCGCUUAACACUCCCGAGCUGCUCUUUGCAACUGACCGGCUACACCCGAACCUCGGCUUCUGACACCUAGAGAAGAUAAGGCCUGUUUGAGCUGGAAAUACCAAGGCCCAUCAGUCACCAUUCCAGAUAAGCCUCCCAAGCCAGUGUCCCCAUUACUAAUUAUAGGUAUGACUUAAUUCUACCAGAGAGGUCUUCAUGACUGCAUGGAAGGCAGUUUGUUUGGACUGGACUGGUUCUUCAAAAGCAAAAUAAAGACUCGCGUUCUCGUUCCUCUAAAGGUGUCAAGCUGUCACUAGCUGACUUCGCCAGCCAUCACCUUUGUUUACCCUUAGCCGCUUAUUGUACUCUCCCCGGAGAUCCCUGGAAGUUCUAGCUCUGGGUAAAAAGCCUGUUGGCAAGUGGUGGCAGACAUGAGCGUUGUGGUGAAGUUAGCCAUGGAAAGUUCAGUGCACUUAGAAUCCCCAGCUAGAGGGAGGCUACAUUUUCUUUGUGAUUAUGGGAGUGGGGCGGGGAUGUCCCUGACAGAGCCUGAGACUUUGUUUCUCUUUGACGCCAAAACCUUUCUGAAAGACAAGGAGGGGGAGGCGUGGCCUGGGUGGCACUGGGCUGGUGGCCUCCAUGAGUGGUAAAUCACCCCACGAGUGACAAAGGGCUGCUUUGUUCCAGCUGGUUCAAGGAUUGGGGCAGCCUGCUACUUGGAACAGCAGUGGGAGGGACAGAGCAGGGUGACUGGAGAGCUGUCUUUGCUACCAAUGGUUUCAUCCUGUGCAGAGGAAGCCCGUGUAGAAGAGAUUUCCUCCCAGGGACUCUGGGUUAUAACCACAACCCCUCGAUGGUCUUUGUGAUUUCAAAUUCCUACUGAAAUAGAAAGCUUUCUUCUGGAAGUUUAUAUUUUCUUUUGGUCAGAGCAGAAAAACCCAGACGCACCUAGUGAAAUUAUAUGAGAACUCUGGGGAGAGAGAGAGAGAGAUCUGGAGAGAGAGAGAGAGAGAG